AUGGCAGAUGAGUCUGUAGCCAUGGUGCUGAUCAGAAGAAAAAGAGAAAGAGGAAUGGCAGAUGACUCGGACAGAGAAGAAAAAAAAGAAAGAAUAGAGAAGGAUGCGGACAGAAUGAAGGAAGAAAGAGGAGGGGUGGGUGAGGAUCUCAGUUCCAGGUCUGAGACAAACUUUAUCGCAGAAGUGGUUGAGACAGUUGAGUGUAAACUAAAUUUGAGACAACAGAGUACUCCUGCCCAUUUAACUGGAAUGGAGGCUCGUGUUGAAGUCAUAAAUUUGUGGUUGAAAAAUGAGCAAUACAAUGCUAUAGCAAUUUGUGGUAUGGGAGGUAGUGGGAAGACAACAGUUGCCCAAUAUAUUUAUAACUUAAAUAAGAAAGAUUUUGAAAGCAGCAGUUUUAUUCCAGAGAUUGGAAAACAAGCUGAUGGGUUGCUUGUGGUACAGAAACAACUACUCAAAGAUGUUUCGGGUGGAAAGAAAAUAAGGAUAUCCAACACUUAUGAGGGUACACAUAAGAUGGAGUUGGUCCUACAAAUGAAGCGGGUGCUUAUUGUUCUUGAUGACAUUGAUAAAAACGAACAGUUAAGCAUUUUACUUGGCACAAAGGCGUUGCAUACAAAAAGCAAGAUCCUAAUAACAACAAGGCUACUAGAUAUAACGCCGUUAUUUGGGUCCAUUUCUUGGAGGUGUCAGGUGCACAAAAUUAAAUUGUUAGAUGAUCUUGAAUCAUUAGAACUUUUAAGCUGGUAUGCGUUUCGAACCAAAACACCCAUGAAAGGUUUCAAGGAGCUUGCAAAACAACUAGCUCAGUAUUGUGGAGGUAAUCCGCUUGCUCUUAAAGUAUUAGGUUCUUCUCUGUUUGUUAGUGAUGAAGACCCAUGGAGAAGAGAUACCAUGAAAGAUAUUUGGAGAAGUAGAAUGAAUUCACUUAAUUCAUCCAAAGGAGAUCUUGAUUGUAACAUCCAAAGUGUAUUACGGAGGAGCUUUGACUCCUUGCCACUUCGCAGUCACAAAGAGUUGUCUUUUCAUAUUGCUUGUUUCUUUGUCGGUGAAGACAACUUUGUCAUAAAAUUGAUAAUGGAGGAUGAAUUGUAUGCUAAAUCUGGGAUCUUGACCCUUAUUGAUAGAUGCCUUCUUACCGUUUCAGAUGCACCAACUGCUUCAAGAUAUGGGAAGAAGUAUAUGUUGGUAUCAGAAUCAUCAGACACCCAGGACCAUUCGGGACGGACCGGGUUGUUACCGCAUACACAAUCAUACUUCGACCAACCGCAAUAA
Molecule: messenger RNA, 1275 nt
Organism: Helianthus annuus (common sunflower)
Lineage: Eukaryota; Viridiplantae; Streptophyta; Magnoliopsida; Asterales; Asteraceae
Product: disease resistance protein RUN1-like
Exons: 2
Coding region: 1-1275 (424 amino acids)
Biological process (GO): defense response
Molecular function (GO): ADP binding
Source: RefSeq, a predicted model, not a curated record